Messenger RNA from Amborella trichopoda, 1463 nucleotides. The record is from RefSeq and is a predicted model, not a curated record. NCBI's taxonomy places the organism in Eukaryota, Viridiplantae, Streptophyta, Magnoliopsida, Amborellales, Amborellaceae.
UUUCUCUGCAAACCUCUGCUCAUCUUCCUCAUCCGCCAUCACAUUCUCUCAUCCUUCAUCGUGCCCUAAGCUCUUAAAUCCCCAUCUCCUUCCUCAAACAUCUAUUCUCUCUCUCUCUCUCUCUCUCUCUCUCUCUUUGUGCACUUCUCUCGUCUGGUGCAAAAGCUACAAGCAAUCCUCUCUCUGCAAUUCUGCAAAAGCUGUUAUCCUUUGUGCCCACAGAUUUUCAAUGGCACCCGUUGGUUUCUUUGGUGUUUUGGAUGAGACGAGAAGGAUCAUCCACGCUCAUUCCAGGCAUUUUCUCGGCCUCUCAGUCCUCUUCCUCCUCCCCAUCUCUUUCCUCUCUGUCGCCUCCCCCACCUUCAAAUCCUCUUUUAUUGAUGAGAACCCUAACGACAAUCAGCCACACCAGCGAGUGGAGGAGCUUCUCAGAAGAGGGGCAGAAGGAUUCUCUCCUGGAAAUGGUGGAAUUCUGAUCAAAUCUGUGGUAUUUUACCUUGUGUACACUGCUCUUUUAAUGGUCCUCAACAUCUGCGCGACCUCGACUAUAGUUUGUAGCAUCAAUAAUGGCUUCUUUGGGCGCCCUGUCAAAUUUUUGGAUGCAAUAGCUUCGAUCCCGUCUUCAUCGUGGCGCCUCUUCCUCACCAUCCUCUCCAUGAAUGCUAUUAUUAUGGGAAGUUUCUUGUUGAUUGGGGUGGCCCUCGCUUUGGUCCUUCAAGCUUUCUCUGCUCUGGGUUUCCAAUUCAGUUCUCCACCAAUAACAGCACCAUUCAUCAUCGCCUUCUCGGUUAUGGCAGUUUUGGGAGGCCUCUAUGUUCAGGUGAAUUGGGCUGUUGCUUUUGUUAUAGCAGUCGUCGAGGGCAGUUGGGGCAUCGAACCAUUGAGACGAAGCGCUUAUCUCAUGAAAGGCAUGAGGACUGUUCCUCUGUUUCUCACACUGUUCUUCUCUCUUGGAGGCCUUGUUUUGUGGUGGGUUUCGGUUGAUUGGUUGGACUUACAAUCCAAUUUCUCAAAGGAUCCAUGGAAUUUUCCUCAUAAGAUUGCUAUGAGUGUCCUUGUCUUGGCGUCCAUGACUGUGUUGCUUCUUUAUGGGUUCGGGUCGAUUGCAGUGUUGUACCUCUAUUCGAAGGCUCUCCAUAACGAGCUCGCGAGUGCCAUUGUCAAGGAGUUCUCUCAGGAAUAUAUGAGCUUGCCAUUUGAUGAGCAUAAGGUUCCCCAUGUUGUAACAGUGGUUUAAGAAUUGUUAUGACUUGUGCUCCAAUUUUUUUGGCUCGCAUAAGGUAGAGUUUCGUAGUGAGGAUGAUUCAUGCCCAAGCAGCUUACUUUGGUUUAUCAGUAAAUUGUAUGGUCAUGAAAAGUAUGUAAAUUAAAUGGACAAAAUGGUUUGUGAAUUGAAGGAUAUUGGGCUAGAUGUCUAUGCAAUUUGUGAUUUUGGCUUAAUAAAAUUUCACUUUAAUGUCCUU